AUCACGGAAGCAGCCCCGCCCACCGCGCGCGUCCGGAAGUCAGCGCAGCCCCGCCCCCAGCCCCGGAACUCAGCAGCUCGCGCCGCGGCCCUGGGUCCCGCUCUGCGCCCGCGUCUACCAGCCCGCGUUUUCGCCCGGCUCUCCUGUUGAGAGUGGUGCUCGCACGGUCUCGGGAUGUACAUGCAGGUGGAGACGCGCACCAGCUCCUGCCUCCAUCUGAAGAGGGCUCCGGGCAUCAGGUCCUGGUCCCUGCUGGUCGGAAUUUUGUCGAUUGGCCUGGCUGCUGCCUACUACAGCGGAGACAGCCUGGGCUGGAAGCUCUUCUACGUCACGGGCUGCCUGUUCGUGGCCGUGCAGAACCUGGAGGACUGGGAGGAAGCCGUCUUCGACAAGAGCACCGGGAAGGUCGUGCUGAAGACAUUCAGCUUGUACAAGAAGCUGCUGACUCUCUUCAGAGCAGGCCACGACCAAGUGGUGGUCCUGCUGAGUGACAUCCAGGACGUGAAUGUGGAGGAGGAGAAGGUGCGGUACUUCGGGAGGGGCUACGUGGUGGUGCUGCGCUCGGCGACGGGUUUCUCGCACCCCCUCACCCAGAGCGCCGUCAUGGGCCACCGCAGCGACGUGGAGGCCGUGGCCAGGCUCAUCGCUGCCUUCCUGGAGCUGCGGCGCCUCGAGAGCCCCGGGGAGCUGUCUCAGAGCAGCGACAGCGAGGCCGAUGGCCCUGGGGGUCAGAGCUGACCCCACCGAGCCCUAGGAUUCGGUCCUCAGGGUGCCUCAGCGGGCCGGACAGGCCGCCGGCCAGCUGUCCUCCUCACCACCCGGCUGUGUCCCUGGCAGCCCCAGGGCGGGACUCCCGGCCACCCCUGCUGCGGUCUGAGCAGAGCCACGGCUGGACCGUCUCUGCAGCCCCAAAGUGCCCGGGGGGCACGGGCGCAGUGGGCAGUGUGGGGUGUGAGCUGACAGACCCACCCCAGCCUCAGAAAGGGGAAGGCGCCCAGGCUCCCCAUGGCCAGGCCUGGCCAGACCGAGGACACGGAGGCUGGCGUGUGGUCCCCAGGAAUCCCAGUGCUGUCUUCCUUCCGGGCCCCGCCCUGCAUCCCUCUCCUGGGCAGACGGCCUCAGGGGUCCGACGCGAGGAGCCUGCCCUUGGGCUGCGGCGGGCGCACCGGGCCUCCCCGGCGCACAGACCGCGCCAGCGAGAUGGCCUGUCUCGGCCCUGGCCAGGCCGCGCUGGGUGCUCAUGCGAAGGACCCCGUCAGCCUGGGCCAGGCUGCUCGACAAGGGGAAAGGGCAUCUCUUCAGCUUUGCACAGCGUCCAGAGCCCGGGCCUCCCCCUUGGAAGUCACUCCCCAGCUGCUCUCGAGCCCUGGAGACCUGGCCACAGGACUGUUGGAGCACGAGAGGAAGUGGGCUGCACCACUGAACGGGACCCUGCGGACACUUCGGAGCAGGACCGCCCGGGCCGGGCUGAGGCUGCCCCGGCGACAGGACAGCAGUUUCUGGCGACCCUCCCCCUCCCUGGCGGGGCUGCCGGCCCGCCCUGUGGGGGGAUGUGGUCGUUGAAGCCUGCGAAAGUUAGGGUUUCAA
Messenger RNA from Pteronotus mesoamericanus, 1587 nucleotides. Its product is annotated as cytochrome b-245 chaperone 1. The record is from RefSeq and is a predicted model, not a curated record. Lineage: Eukaryota; Metazoa; Chordata; Mammalia; Chiroptera; Mormoopidae. Bases 175 to 738 code for a protein of 187 amino acids. The transcript is spliced from 7 exons.